This is a messenger RNA of Xyrichtys novacula (pearly razorfish), 981 nucleotides long. Lineage: Eukaryota; Metazoa; Chordata; Actinopteri; Labriformes; Labridae. The record is from the annotation of a GenBank genome assembly.
AUGAUGAUUGUGAUCCCAAAUACGGGGUCUGCUUCCCCUGUAAGAAUCAGGAGGCAGUGGGUGAAAAGGAUUCAGUGGGGUGUCCUCUUUGGCCUGAUGGUCCUCAUCUACGGCUCUCAUGCUCCCCUCAUUACUCUCACCAAGGUAGACGGCAGUGUCCCUUUCAACUCUUCAUCCUGUGUUGUUUUGAUCGAGCUUGCCAAACUCCUCAUUUCUCUGGUGACUCUUGCUCUGACUGGGGGUACAUCUGCCUUACGAGCUCCUCAACGUCUUGUCCAUGUGGCCCCCUAUGCGGUUCCUGCAGUACUCUAUGCCCUCAACAACAACCUGGUAGUUCACAUGCAGGGCUUCAUGGACCCAAGCUCAUAUCAAGUCCUGUCCAACCUGAAAAUUGCCUCUACAGCCUUACUCUACUCCCUCUGCCUAGGCAAGAGACUCCGGCCUGCUCAGUGGUUUGCUCUGGGGCUCCUCAUGGCUGCUGGAGUAUGUCACACUUACAGCAGUCUGGAUCUUGGAGACCCUGUCAGAGCUGUAGCCGAGGAAGGUCCCAGGCUUCACGUUACUGCUUGGGGGCUUUUCCUUGUGCUGGUGUACUGCUUUGUUUCAGGCCUGGCAGCAGUUUACACAGAGAGAGUGCUGAAGAGUCAGAAGCUGCCCUUAAGCCUGCAGAAUCUCUACCUCUACAUGUUCGGUGUAGCUGUCAAUGGGCUUUCCUCUCUCUCCCUGGUAACUAGUGAGAAGAGCUUUUUGGAGGGAUACUCAGGGGUGGUUUGGGUCAUCAUAGCAGGGCAGGCAGCUAAUGGACUCCUUAUGUCUGUGGUGCUAAAGCAUGGCAGCGGGAUCACCAGACUGUUUAUCAUUUCCUGCUCCAUGCUGGUCAACGCUCUGUUGUCCUGGGCCAUCUUAGGCCUGCAGCUCACACCAUUUUUCCUCCUUCCAGUUUCUAUGAUUGGACUGGCAGCUUAUCUUUAUUACAGAUAG